CGCUGGCGGAGGUAGUUCCCGGCGGUGCGGGGGGCGCGGCGGCAGCAGCAUCCCAACCGAGACCCUCCUCCCUUCCUCGGCCGAGACAGCAGCCCGAUGACCCUGAACGGCGGGGAGCCGCUGCGGCAGCUGUCGAGGCGGCGGGGCAGCACGCCGUUCCCGCUGCCGCCGCCGCAGCCGCUGCACCGGCGCAGCAUGCCCGUGGACGAGCGCGACCUUCGCGGCGCGCUGCCGCCCGGCGAGCUGUCGGGGCUGGUGCGCUGCACCUCGUACAGCCCCGGCGAGCCGCUCCGGCAGAGCUGGACCUCCGACUCCUCCGACUCCGUCACCUCCUCGGGCAGCGACUCGGACGGCAGUCUCUACAAGGUGAUCCUGCUGGGCGAGCACGGCGUGGGCAAGACCAGCCUGGCGCGCAUCUUCGGCGGCGUGGAGGACGGCGCGGAUGCCGAGGAGGCGGGAAAUACGUACGACAGGUCCAUAAUUGUUGACGGAGAAGAAGCAUCUCUCGUGGUGUUUGAUAUCUGGGAGCAGGAUGACAGCCAAUGGCUUCAGAACCACUGUAUGAAAAUGGGAGACGCCUAUAUUAUCGUAUAUUCAGUGACAGACAAAGUCAGUUUUGAAAAGGCCUCUGAGCUAAGAAUCCAGCUAAGAAGAGCAAGGCAAACAGAAGACAUUCCUAUUAUUCUUGUGGGCAAUAAAAGCGACCUGGUCAGGUCCCGGGAAGUCUCGGUUGAUGAGGGACGGGCCUGUGCCGUUGUGUUCGACUGCAAAUUCAUUGAGACCUCAGCUGCUCUUCAUCAUAAUGUCAAGGACCUGUUUGAAGGUAUUGUUCGGCAAAUUAGAUUGCGCAAGGACAGUAAAGAAGACAAUGCCAGGAGAAUGGCCAACACGAAAAGAAGAGAAAGCAUAGGCAAAAAGGCAAAGCGAUUCCUUGGGAGAAUUGUGGCGAAGAACAACAAGAAGAUGGCUUUCAAAGCAAAAUCAAAGUCUUGCCAUGACUUAUCUGUGCUUUAGAUACAUUCAGCAAGACCAGAUGUUGCACAUGGCUGACGAACAAGUAUUUGACUGUUAUGAGAAGUGUGUGGAUGAUCCUCAUGGUGAUAACAAGAAUGACUUAUCAACUGAGACUCAUUAAAUGCCUUAAGGUGCACAAGCAAGUCUGGAAGCUACACUACAAUGUCUGCUUCUUUGAUAAAAGGUUUAAGUUGCAAUGCGUGCGAGUAAAUGAACUCACUUCAAUUAAGUGACUCGAGAUGCCCACGAUUACACUGUGUACAUAUGUUAUAUUUCCUCUUGUCCUGUGGAUACCAGAGAUGCAAAGAUAAAGGAGGAUGAUGAGUAUCACCAUAGACUUGUCUCGUUUGCAGAGCAAAACGUAAACUUGUACGCAGGCUCGUACAUUCUUUUUAGUAUAAAACAAGCAAUGAUAAAUCUUUUUAAACUUAAAUGUGGGGAGGGGGGAGUAGAGCCAUGUUAGAGUGGGAGAAAACAAAUUAUAUAGUUAAAUGCAGAACAGAUAUCAUUUUAUGAAGUUAAUUUGCACUUCCAUUAACUGUUAUUCAAUUAAUUUGUUACUUGUUUACAUGCAGAUUUUAUAAUAAAGUAUUAUUUCCUG
This is a messenger RNA of Cuculus canorus (common cuckoo), 1615 nucleotides long. It is a transcript of the gene RRAD, whose product is annotated as RRAD, Ras related glycolysis inhibitor and calcium channel regulator. Bases 97 to 1014 code for a protein of 305 amino acids. Gene Ontology annotation, molecular function: GTPase activity; GTP binding; calcium channel regulator activity. Gene Ontology annotation, cellular component: plasma membrane. The record is from RefSeq and is a predicted model, not a curated record. The transcript is spliced from 5 exons. NCBI's taxonomy places the organism in Eukaryota, Metazoa, Chordata, Aves, Cuculiformes, Cuculidae. Gene Ontology annotation, biological process: negative regulation of high voltage-gated calcium channel activity.